AUGUCAGCACUUUUAUUCUCACCCCUUGUCAUGGGACUUGCAGGCCCUGCUGUACUCACUACACUUGGAACCCUCUUCAAAACGGCCCUAGACAAUGGACUUCCCCUCGAUCCCCAUAUUGCCUUCGGAAUGCAAUUGCUUGGAACGGCUUUGAAGGAUAAACGACCGAAACUUGCCAAUGGCCUAGCAGGACUAGGUAUAGAUAUAUUACGAUACACUCUAGAGCUACAACACAAUAAGGACCGAAAAGCGAUAGCAAGGAGAUUGUCGAAAGUGGUGGUCAGUGGAUUGAAUGAUGCAGUCAAGAGUGGCUUCCGAGAUCAAGUUGUCAUUAUAAUAGAGGGCCAAUCGAGAAUUUUCAGUGAUGCCAUUAGAAUGGGUGACGAACAGGCAACCAGUACCAUUGCACAAGUCGGUAUCAUUCUCCUAAUGGAUUCUAUCGAAGACAGUCCAGCCGAGCUUCAACCAAGUUGGUCGAUUACGCAAUACUUAUCAAGAAUCAUGGUGCUGGAACUGGAUCGCGGGCUGUUGACUACCAGGCCCUUGGUAGAAAGGUGCAUGGAUACCAUUAUGGAAGAAUUUUUUACCGAUUUUACCAAGGAAAAGAACAACAAGAACGGGGUAUCAUUGAUUAAAGCGGUAAUCGAGAUGAUUAAAAUGGCGGUUUCAGAGAAAAAGAUGGACAUUUUUAAAAUGUUCGCGAUGUCUAUAGCCAGGACACAGGAGCGAGCACUUGCGGAAGGCAAAGAGAACAAAGUAUGGUUCGUACUGCGCGAAGUGUUAACCGCGGUCUCUUCGGCAAUCAAGAAUCUCAAAAUGAGAGAUGCUUUGGCGAUCUCGGAAUGGAUACAAGAGUUACUGACAGCGGCAAUCAAUACCGAUGCUAGAGAGCUGAUGGGAAUCAUAUCAGAAUCUUGGCUCACCAAAAUAGACGAGAUCACACAGCAGGACGGACACACCCAGGUGGCUCAAGACCUGAUGAAGCCAUGGGCAGAAAAAUCUUGUAACACGAAAGCGACGUGGAAAACCACAAUUGAGUUGCUGUCAGGCGUACGGCCCUCCAGACUCGAAAGCUUAACAAAGGCCGACUUGGCAGGCAGAAUGUCGCUAUGGUGGGUUAAUGCAUUACAAGUCUUAAUUGAUGAGGGCUCCGAAGAUCAAAUAGAAAGCAUCAUAAGGGGCACAAUGAACCAAGAAGGGGCUCCCUCGGUAUCGAUUAACCUCCUCCUAACCUCAAUCAAGAUGGACAAGGUGCAGGUUACAAGAUGCCUGGCAGGUUGCUGGGCAUGGGCGCUGGAGGACGAAAUUGAGCGAAACCAUGACAAAACGGCGGAAGGAAUGUUGAACACGGCGAGGCGAAGUUAUCGCGAGGCUCUUGCAAGGGGCGAUAGAGAGGAGGCAGGUCUGCUUUUAGAUGCGGCGCAUGAAAUCUGGAAAGUUGGCCAAGUUGAUGCUGCUGUGCAAGGAGUUCUUCAGUCAGCCGAGUGGAUUGAGAUGAUAGAUGACUGA
This is a messenger RNA of Trichoderma virens Gv29-8, 1509 nucleotides long. RefSeq lists its product as uncharacterized. Bases 1 to 1509 code for a protein of 502 amino acids. NCBI's taxonomy places the organism in Eukaryota, Fungi, Ascomycota, Sordariomycetes, Hypocreales, Hypocreaceae. The transcript has a single exon. The record is from RefSeq and is a predicted model, not a curated record.